AUGUCAACCUUGCCAUUUGCUCUCAAAAAUCCCUCUUUGCUUCGCAGUGAGGCAUACGUGAAUGGGCAGUGGGUUGAAGCCAAAUUGAAGAAGACUUUUACCAUCGAAGACCCAGGGUCGGGGAAGACCUUUGCAACCUGCUCCGAUCUUGAUGCUCAAGAUAUAGACGACGCUGUGCAUUCGUCCCACGAGGCAUUCAAAUUGUUCCGUCGGGAAAGCCCUAGAACCCGUGCUGAAUUGCUUCUGGAGUGGAGGAGGCUGAUCCUCGGAGAUCGUCAUGAUAUUGCCACCAUCCUAUCUUACGAAACUGGAAAGCCCUUUGCUGAAGCUCUUGGAGAGGUAGAUUAUUCUGCCAGUUUCCUGUCGUGGUUCGCAGGCGAGGCUGAGCGGAUUCAAGGUAAUGUCAUCGUACCAGCAACUUCGGGUCGCAGGAUACUUGUUGUCAAGCAACCUAUCGGGGUAUGUGUGGCACUUAUACCUUGGAAUUAUCCGGUGGGUAUGUUCCUUCGCAAAGUGAGUGCUGCUCUAGCUGCUGGGUGUUCCAUGGUUGCGAAACCGUCUCCCGAAACUCCUUUAUCGACAUUGGCCCUGGCCCACCUGGCGGAAAAAGCUGGAUUCGCCCCCGGGGUUCUCAAUGUUCUGACAACAUCAAAUGAAAAUACACCCGCACUAUCGGAGGCACUAUGCAAGCACCCUCUUGUUCAGAAAGUCUCUUUUACCGGCUCCAGUGCUGUUGGAAGUAUAAUUUCCAGGCACUGUGCAGAUGGGAUUAAGAAGCUGUCCCUCGAGCUAGGAGGAAAUUGCCCAUUUAUCGUUUUCGCGGACGCAAAUCAAGAUCAAGCUAUUGUACAGCUAAGCGCAUUGAAAUUCCGGCAUGCAGGACAGGCUUGUGUUACAGCCAAUCGAAUCUAUGUCCAUGAAGACAUCUACGAUGAUUUCGUGGUUAAAAUGGUGGAUUACGCAAAGAGUCUCAAAGUAGGACAUGGAUCUGACAGCUCUGUCGCCAUGGGGCCAUUGACUACGUCACGUGGUGUUGAGAAAGCCAAACAUCAGGUUCAGGAUGCGGUCCAAAAGGGUGCGAAGGUUGUGCACGGGGGAAAAAGUAUCCAAGGGGGCAAUUAUUUUGAGCCAACCGUUAUUCGCGACAUGGGAGCGAACAUGCUUAUCACUCACGAAGAAAGCUUUGCCCCGAUUGCUGCUUUGUACAAGUUCAAAACGGAAGAAGAGGUUGUGAGGUUAGCCAAUGACACCUCGAUGGGCCUAGCCAGCUAUGUGUUUACCAAGGAUAUUGAUAGAACUUGGCGCAUGAUGGAAAGCCUUGAAGCAGGGAUGAUUGGUGUUAACACAGGCGCUUCUUCCGCGGCCGAGUCGCCGUUUGGCGGGAUGAAAAUGUCAGGAUAUGGCAAGGAGUCAGGAAAGGACGUCGCAAUUGAUGAAUAUCUGGUUUCCAAAACAUGCACAUUGACUCUCGAGGGGACCUCUUAA
Aspergillus caelatus is the source of this 1485-nucleotide messenger RNA. Its product is annotated as NAD-dependent succinate-semialdehyde dehydrogenase. The coding region runs from base 1 to 1485 and encodes 494 amino acids. The transcript has 4 exons. Lineage: Eukaryota; Fungi; Ascomycota; Eurotiomycetes; Eurotiales; Aspergillaceae. Gene Ontology annotation, molecular function: succinate-semialdehyde dehydrogenase (NAD+) activity. The record is from RefSeq and is a predicted model, not a curated record.